Fibroporia radiculosa is the source of this 885-nucleotide messenger RNA. RefSeq lists its product as uncharacterized. Gene Ontology annotation, cellular component: nucleolus; small-subunit processome. Lineage: Eukaryota; Fungi; Basidiomycota; Agaricomycetes; Polyporales; Fibroporiaceae. The record is from RefSeq and is a predicted model, not a curated record. The transcript has 5 exons. The coding region runs from base 1 to 885 and encodes 294 amino acids. Gene Ontology annotation, molecular function: RNA binding.
AUGUCCGUCAGAACAACACGAAAAACGUUUGACCCCUACAUUAUUCUGAAAGCUCGUGAUAUGAUCAAACUUCUCGCUCGCGGUGUCGCAGCUGGACAAGCAGUCAAAAUUUUGGAUGACGGUGUAGCAUGCGAUAUUGUUAAAAUUGGCAAUCUUGUACGCAACAAAGAGCGGUUUGUGAAGAGGAGACAGAGGAUUAUUGGUCCGGAUGGGAGUACAUUGAAGGCCAUUGAGCUAUUGACGCAGUGCUACGUUCUCGUGCAGGGGAGUACAGUCAGUGUCAUGGGUCCGUACAAAGGUCUCAAAGAAGUACGAAGGAUCAUCUUGGACUGUAUGAAGAACAUCCAUCCAAUUUACCGGAUCAAAGAACUUAUGAUCAAACGUGAACUUGCUAAAGACCCUCAGCUUGUGAACGAGUCUUGGGAUCGCUUCCUGCCGAAGUUCCGCAGACACCAUCUGAAGACGUCGGAGAAGACGGAACGCAAGAACGACCGUUUGAAGGAUAAGAACGAGGCAAGAAAGGCUGCCGGGCUGGAGCCCAUUGGUCCAGGAAGCAAAGGGCAACAAACUAAGAAGGUUUACACGCCAUUCCCGCCACCACAGAUGCCUCGCAAGGUGGAUAUGCAACUCGAGUCUGGAGAAUACUUCCUCAACUCUAAUGAGAAGCAAGAGCGGGAGGCACGAAGGAGAAAACAGAAGCAAGACCAGGUCACAGAGGAGCGGCAGGCCAAGCGCGCAGAAGCGUUUGUUGCCCCGGUCGAAGAAGCUGCGCCAACCGUUGAGGAGAAACGGAAGCGCCGUAGGGAUAAAGAAUCGGAUAAUCCCUCUGAGGAGUCAGCUCACAAAACGAAAAGGAAAAAGAAGAGAUUUGAGGACACGAAUUAG